Molecule: messenger RNA, 1855 nt
Organism: Diatraea saccharalis (sugarcane borer)
Lineage: Eukaryota; Metazoa; Arthropoda; Insecta; Lepidoptera; Crambidae
Source: the annotation of a GenBank genome assembly
AUGAAUGAAAUGAAAACAUUUCAAAAUUUCCAAGUCUAUUUAUAGUUUUUCCCACGUUCUGCAUUCACAAACGUUGCAUUUUUUAGUAUAUUUAUUUUUAAUAAGUGUUACUCCCUGUAAAAUGGGUCGUAAGUCGCAAUCUAAACAAUCACAAAAGAAGAACAUUGGUAAAGAAAACAAUAAAUUCAUUCAGAAUAGAAAAGAGCUCAAUGUUCUUAUUGAUAAAGUGCUUAAAUUAACAAGCAUCUUUCAAGCUGCUUGCAAUGUGAGCAAAAGCUGGGAACACCAUUUGGAAAUUAAUGAACUCCUCAGACUUAUCACAAAUAUAGAAAUAGGCUAUGGUAGUAAAAAUAAACGAAAUCCACGUCAAGCAAACAUAGAAAAAUACUUAAAAUGGUUAAGAGAAAACGGAGCACAAUUUGAUGGAGUAAAAAUUGCUGAAUUUGAAGGUUAUGAGUUGGGAUUGAAAACUACUAAAGAUUUCAAAGAAGGUUCAUUGAUUCUCACUGUGCCUGCUAAUGUUAUGAUGUCCGAGAGAAAUGCUCAGGAAUCUGAGCUUUCGGAGUUUAUUAAAGUUGAUCCAUUAUUACAAAACAUGCCUAAUAUAACACUUGCUCUAUUUCUGUUACUGGAAAAAAAUAAUCAAGAAUCCUUUUGGAAGCCCUAUAUAGAUAUAUUACCAGAAAAAUAUACUACGGUUCUGUACUUCACUCCUGAAGAACUGACUGCACUUAAGCCAUCGCCGGUUUUUGAGUCAGCGCUGAAGUUAUAUAGAAGUAUUGCAAGACAGUAUGCAUAUUUUUCCAAUAAAAUCCACAGUUUAGAUAUACCAGUUUUAAAGAAACUGCAAGAAAUAUUUACUUUUGAUAACUACAGAUGGGCAGUGUCUACGGUAAUGACGCGACAGAACAACAUACAACUGGGAAACUCUGACGUCACAGCCUUCAUCCCGCUUUGGGACAUGUGCAACCACGAGCACGGAAAGAUUACCACAGAUUUUAAUAAAAAAUUAGGAAGAGGUGAAUGUUACGCUCUACGCGACUUCAGAGAAGGCGAACAGAUCUUCAUAUUUUACGGUGCCCGCUCAAACGCCGAUUUAUUCCUACACAAUGGGUUUGUUUACUGCAACAACAAAUAUGACAGUCUGUCACUCACCCUCGGCAUCAGUUCAGGUGAUCCCUUGCGGGAUACUAAGCUGUCUGUCCUCAACAAACUGGGUUUAGCUGGUGUCACCCACUACAGUCUAUACCAGGGAGAGAAUCCUGUUAGUCCUGAACUACUGGCUUUUAUAAGGAUAUUCAACAUGAACCAAGAGGAGCUUACAAAGUGGUCGAGUAUCGGUUUACCAAGUGAUCUAGUGUCAUCAGACUCCACUAGUUCAACAGCUAUAGGUGAGAUUAUUGAGAGGCGAGCUCAUAAGUAUUUGCUGACGCGUUGUCAACUCAUAAGAGCCGCAUACGACAGAGAAUCAGAGGAUAAAGAACCAGAAAAUAUACACAGGAAAAAUGUGAAACUUUUAAAGCAAUGUGAAGUACAAAUACUAGACGGUGCCAUAAAGUAUUUGGAAAAUGUUUUAAAGAAUUUACCAGGGAUUGAAUGAAUUCUACUAUUCCUCCCCCGAUGUGAUGUAGAAAUAGAAAUGUAGCUUAAGGAAAAAAUAUGAACAAAUCAAAUAAUCAUGACAGUAUUUUAAACUUAUGUGCAAAGCUUAUGCGUUUUAUGUGUUAUAUUACUUUAAUUUAUUGUAACUAAUUUGUUUUCGAAGUAUUUUUACAACGAAUUUUUUUUUAUAAGUUGUUAACUUAGGUGUUUUAUAUGUGUGUGAUUUAUAACAAUGUUGAUUAUUGUAAACUUU